Symsagittifera roscoffensis is the source of this 379-nucleotide messenger RNA. RefSeq names its product large ribosomal subunit protein P1-like. Gene Ontology annotation, molecular function: structural constituent of ribosome; protein kinase activator activity; ribonucleoprotein complex binding. NCBI's taxonomy places the organism in Eukaryota, Metazoa, Xenacoelomorpha, Acoela, Convolutidae. The transcript has a single exon. The record is from RefSeq and is a predicted model, not a curated record. The coding region runs from base 26 to 364 and encodes 112 amino acids. Gene Ontology annotation, biological process: cytoplasmic translation; translational elongation. Gene Ontology annotation, cellular component: cytosolic large ribosomal subunit; ribosome.
UUCAGAUCUUUGUUUCUUACCAACUAUGAGUUCCACGUCUGAGCUAGCGUGUGUUUAUGCUUCACUGAUUCUGCAAGACGAGGGUCUAGAGAUCUCGGCUACGAAUAUAAAUAAGCUGGUCAAGGCGGCUGAGGUAAGCGUUGAGCCAAUUUGGCCAACCCUGUUUGCCAAGAACAUGACCAGUGAAAGCAUUGAGGCAAUAUUGACGAACGUUGGAUCUGGUGCCGCUGUUGCAUCUGGUGGUGGUGGCGCUGCUCCUGCGGCUGGAGGUGCUGCACCGGCCGCCGAAGAGAAAAAGGAGGAAAAGAAAGAGGAAUCAGAAGAAGAGUCCGACGAUGACAUGGGAUUUGGAUUGUUUGAUUAAAUUCACAUGUUCUGA